GUGGACAGGAAGGCUAAGGCCUCAGCGAUGCUGGACUCCCCAGCGGAGGUGAAGACACAGCCUCGGUCCACAUCCCCCAGUAUGCAGCCCCCACCGCCUGCCACGUCCCAGGGAGCCACCUCCCCCUCCCGCCCCUCCUUCAUGUCACACACCUUGAUGAACGGCAGGAGCCCCUCGCCGACAGCCAUCGGUGCACCGUCCACACCCAACGGCUUCAGCAUUGGCCCGGCCACCUCGUCCACAGCCUCCCUGUCCACACAGCACCUGCCCCCAGCCUGCGGGGCCCGGCAGCUCAGCAAGCUCAAGCGCUUCCUCACCACCCUGCAGCAGUUUGGCAGCGACAUCUCCCCGGAGAUCGGGGAGCGCGUGAGCACGCUGGUGCUGGGCCUGGUGAACUCGACGCUGACGAUCGAGGAGUUUCAUUGCAAGCUUCAGGAGGCCACCAACUUCCCUCUGCGGCCGUUCGUCAUUCCUUUCCUGAAGGCACGCCUGCCCUUGCUACAGCGGGAGCUCCUGCACUGUGCCCAGCUGGCCAAGCAGACGCCUGCCCGGGACCUGGCCCAGCACGAGCAGCUCCUGCUGGACGCCAGUGCCUCCUCCCCCGUCGACUCCUCAGAGCUGCUGCUGGAAGUCAACGAGAACGGCAAGAGGAGGACGCCCGACAGGCCCAAAGAGAAUGGGUCGGACCGUGACCCGCUGCACCCCGAGCCCCUCAGCAAACGGCCAUGCACCCUGAACCCUGCCCAGAGCUAUAGCCCCAGCAACCGGCUGGCACAGCCCACGCUGCCGCCGCACUACCGCCUGGAAGACACGGCCGUGGCCCACCACUUCCGAGAGCCCUACCGCCACCCGGACCCCCAGGAGCUGCGGGAGCGCCAGCGGCCGCUCGCGGUGCCUGGGUCCCGGCAGGAGGAAGUGAUCGAACACAAGCUCACAGAGCGUGAGUGGGCGGAAGAGUCGAAGCACCUCAACAACCUCCUGAACUGCAUCAUGGACAUGACGGAGAAGACGCGGCGCUCGCUCACGGUGCUGCGCAGGUGCCAGCAGGCUGACCGCGAGGAGCUCAACCACUGCGAGCGGCGCCACAGCGAUGCAGAGGACGUGAAGAAGGGCCCCACUCCCGCCACCGCCCGGCCCCGCAGCAGCUCUGCCGGCCCUGAAGGGUUGCUAGACAUCCCCCGGGAGUUCCUGCCGAGGACCCUCACCGGCUACCUGCCUGAGGACAUCUGGAGGAAAGAGGAAGAGGCGGUGAAUGAGGUGACCCAGGCGAGGUCAGAGCUGCAGAAAGCCGUAUCGGACGCAGAGCGCAAAGCGCACGAGCUCAUCACCACCCGGCGCGCCAAGACGGAGCGGGCCCUGGCCAAGGCCAAGCGGCAGGCCUCCGAGGACGCGCUGACUGUAGUCAACCAGCAGGAGGACUCCAGCGAGAGCUGCUGGAACUGUGAGUGGAAGGCCAGCGAGACGUGCAGCGGCUGCAACGCAGCGCGCUACUGCGGGUCCUUGUGCCAGCAUCCGGACUGGGAGAAGCACCACCACGCGUGCGGCCAGAGCCUGCAGAGCCCUGCGGCCUUGGCGGCCGAUCCAGUUCCCAGACCGCCCGACACCGCCAACGGCCUGGACCCCUCCCUGCCCAUGGGUGCUGCCAGCCCCAGCGAAGCCGGCUCUGCGGGACCUUCUCGCCCCGGCUGCCCCAGCCUGCCUGGCCCGCUGGACGCCGUGCCCCGCUGA
Molecule: messenger RNA, 1728 nt
Organism: Saimiri boliviensis boliviensis (Bolivian squirrel monkey)
Lineage: Eukaryota; Metazoa; Chordata; Mammalia; Primates; Cebidae
Source: RefSeq, a predicted model, not a curated record